UCUUUGUUGUUAUAAAGAAUACAUUUUAAGUAUUACAUGAUGAAUAUUGGUGAUGUGAAGAGUAUGUUUACUAUCUUCAGUUAGUAUUGUGAUAUGCUUUGUUUGUCAUCGAAUGGCAACCUCGGCAACUGAAAACAAAAAUAAGGAGGGGCUGAUUAUUUUUAGCGAAUUGUAUUUUUUUCUCAUUUUCUUUUUCUUUCUUUUCUUUCUUUUAUUUCUUUUAUUUCUUUCGAAAACAUGUUGUUUAAAAAGAACAAGAAAAAGAUUCCCGAAGCUGGAGAACCAGGCAUGGUUUAUAGCAUGACUCCUCGUCAUGGUCACUCACACGACGUUUAUGACGAAAACAAUAUUCGUCAAGUAGCAGGUUGUUUACCUAUUGACCCUAUUAACAAACGAUUUUUGUUAGUCACUACUUCGAGCAACCCCAAUGUCUGGGUGAUUCCUAAAGGCGGUUGGGAACAGGACGAGACACAGCAGCAAGCAGCUAUGAGGGAAACUUGGGAAGAAGCUGGUGUCAAGGGAAAGAUCACUCGACACAUUGGUGUAUUUGCAGAAAAGACAAAAGCAGGAGUCAAGGCACAUCAUUGGAUCUAUGAAUUGGAAAUACAGGAAGUUUGUAAAAAGUUUCCCGAGCAAAAGAAGCGAGAAAGACGCUGGCUAUGCUUGUAAUUAAAGCACAUUAUAUUCAUGAUGCUCUUGCCAUGUCG
Molecule: messenger RNA, 707 nt
Organism: Gilbertella persicaria
Lineage: Eukaryota; Fungi; Mucoromycota; Mucoromycetes; Mucorales; Choanephoraceae
Product: NUDIX hydrolase domain-like protein
Exons: 3
Coding region: 238-669 (143 amino acids)
Biological process (GO): adenosine 5'-(hexahydrogen pentaphosphate) catabolic process; diadenosine hexaphosphate catabolic process; diphosphoinositol polyphosphate metabolic process
Cellular component (GO): cytoplasm; nucleus
Molecular function (GO): bis(5'-adenosyl)-pentaphosphatase activity; endopolyphosphatase activity; bis(5'-adenosyl)-hexaphosphatase activity
Source: RefSeq, a predicted model, not a curated record